CCUUUGAUUCUUUUGUAAAUACGAAAUGAUAAGAAAAUCAACAUCAAGUCAUUGAUAAAUGUGGUAUUUUUCUUUGAAAUAAACAUAUAUAUAAAUAUAUGAUCUCACCUUCAAUUUUGUUCCAUUACUCAAAGCAAGAAACGCAAAAUCAAUGUAUCAAGACGUCUUGACGAGUUUUUUCAUCGCCUUUCUCUAUCUCUCUGCCGGUACGUAAGCAUACAAUAAAGAGUUAUUUAGAACAUAUCUAUUUUCUUCAUAUAGGAAUUAACGCGAAACAGAUCAACUGGUCAGGAUUCACUUGGGAUCUACGCAAUCAAUCUAGUUCAGGACCAGGUUUGUGUCUGUUUAAAUUGAACAGCUGAUUAAUCGAAAAUAAUUGUAAAAAUUCUACAAUUUAACCCUUUCUUGCCAUAUGAUCUCUAUAAAUACCAUUUCAUAAAAAUUUGAUUCUUUUAAACUAUGAGACAUUUAGAAACGAGUUUUAUGUUAACUUAAAGUCUAUAUAUUGUGGACUUCAAGUCAACAAUCUGAAUCUAAUCUUUAUUAUAAAAAUAGCUUUUUUUUAAUGUUCAACGGAUACAUAAUGUUAAGACAUGCACUAUAAUUCAUAAGAGAAAGGCUUGAUGUUAUUGAGCAAAUUGUGCUUCCAUACUGCCAGAUUUAGCCAAUGACAAGAAAGGAUUAACUUGGAACAUUGUUUUUGACAAUCAAAAAAAAAAACAUGCACAUCGAUAAUUUUAAAAAUUCUCGUAGAAACAUUACUUCUACACUCUUUUCUGGAGAGCACUGUAAAUUACAAUUCUAAUCAAAUCAUUAUAGGUCCGAAUGUUUGGUCCGAAAAUAACGUUUGGGUUGAUAGCUCUGAUCAUCUUCAUUUGAAAAUACGUCAUGUCAAUGAUCAAUGGUCUUGUGCCGAACUAAUAUCGACAAGAAAAUUUGGCUUUGGUACAUACGUUUGGAAUAUUGAAGGUGCCGUCGACAAAAUGGACCCAAAAAUUGUCUUAGGCCUGUUUACUUAUCCAACUCCAGACGUAGGCAAAGAUGGUACCAACGAAAUCGAUAUUGAAUGGGCCAAAUGGGGAGAAACAAAUCCGGCAGCAACUAACUUGGGUUAUACCGUUUAUCCGAGAUUCCCAGGUCCGAACGAAUCCUCGAGCAAAAAAAUCACUCUUAAUGGAACUUAUACAACUAGUACAUUCACGUGGACGAGUUCAAAUGUAAAGUUCGAGAGUUUUCACGGACAUACGACAAAUCCUGCGAAUUCUUUCUUUAAAUGGCAAACACCUCGGUCAUUUUUUUCUCGCGUACCUCAAGCGGCAGUACCGGUUCAUAUGAAUCUAUGGAUUCAUAAAGAUAAGAUUCCAGGUCCGGCACCAACUGACAACAAGGAAGUGGAAAUCAUCAUCCACAAAUUUCAAUACAAGCCUCUUGCAAGAUAA
This is a messenger RNA of Rotaria sp. Silwood1, 1439 nucleotides long. The record is from the annotation of a GenBank genome assembly. NCBI's taxonomy places the organism in Eukaryota, Metazoa, Rotifera, Eurotatoria, Philodinida, Philodinidae.